Molecule: messenger RNA, 1981 nt
Organism: Argiope bruennichi
Lineage: Eukaryota; Metazoa; Arthropoda; Arachnida; Araneae; Araneidae
Exons: 3
Coding region: 106-1071 (321 amino acids)
Source: RefSeq, a predicted model, not a curated record
UUUCGAUUGUGGAGUUCCGUCAGUUGUCUGCUAGUAAACAUCUUUUUAACCUGUUGUUCAUAAACCGUAUAACGAUUUGAAGUAAUUAUUUUAAAAAUACUAGUAAUGUUUAAAACUUUAAGAGUCGGUGCAAGAUGCGUGAGAUGCUUUCACGAAAGAAACAUUCACACUUCUUGUCUUUACUUUCACAACAUCCAAUUAGUGAAAAAAGAGCAUUGGGAAGAAAAGAUGCAAUUUUGGUUAAGAAAAUAUGAAGAUUUAUUCGGUAUAACUAAGUUAUCAGAACUACAACAAAGGGUUUUAGAAGUUCAAAACCAAGUUCAAGCAACUCAAGAAAGACGAAGACAAGUCCAAGAUGAAAUAUUCAGAGUUCAGAAAAAACUACAAGAAAUGAAUGAUAUUCUUCACAAAAUGUCUUUAGGUGAUAAUAUGUAUAUAUCAGUAGCUACUCAGGUUCAUGAACUUAUAAAAGAGCAAAAGCGUCUACAAAAUGAAUUCACUUUAUCUGAUCAAACAGAAAGAGAGCUACAAACAACUUUAGCUUUAGCUAUCAAUAACAGCCAGGAUCAUGAAAGAACUUACAGAGAAAAGAAUAAAUAUUUAUCUCUUAUAACUGGAGUUGUUGGAGGACUUCUAGGCUUGAUCGGAUCAAGUAUUAACAAUUGGAGACAUCGAAAAGAUAUUAAAAUAUUUGCUGGUGAUAUUUCAAAUCAGGUUACAAAUUUACAAAAUGCAAUUCUUAAACUGAAUACUGAACCAUCCACUAGUUCACAAGCAAUCCUCAACGAAGUUCCUAGAGGAACUGAAGAUUUACUGUCAGAGAUGAAAAUUCAACAAGAAAUUCUCCAAGAAAAUAUCAACACCAUGAAAUCAUUGUUUAAUGAUAAUAUUCUUCAGAACUGUGAUGCUGAGAAUAAAUUUUAUGGCGAUAUUCAAACUAAAAAACUACUUUUUCAAUUAGAAGAUAAUAUUAGUUCAAAACUGAACUAUCAUACUUCAUUGAACAUUAGUUUGUUAAGUAGCUUAAUUAUUAUAGGCACCUUAAUAUUGUUUUUCAGCAAUUCUCACUAAUAUAAAUAUCUUUAUAGGUAUAUUAUAUGAUGAGCUUCACAUUUCUAAAUUCUCUACAUUGAAAAUUGUUUUAUGAAUAUAAUGAUUCUGAAUUUAUUCAUAAGCAUUGACUGAAAGUUGCAUUAUGUUUUUUAUUUCUUGUACUUUAAUUAAUUUGAUAUAUGCAUUUUAAUGAAUGUUAAAGGUGAGUGAAAGAACAAUAAAAAAGUGUCCUUCAAAUGUAUGUUGUUUAGGAAAAAUAUAAUCUACUUAUAAAUCAAUAAGAAUUGAGAAAUACUGCCAUCAAUUGAAUCAUAUGAAAAUUACUCCAAUUAAUUUUAGAAUAAAAUAAACCUUAGUUUAAAAAAAAAAAAAAAAAGGCAUCCAUGUAUACCUUUAGUUAUAUAGAAUCAAAAUGUAUGAAAUAAUUUUCAUUAGAAUAAAGUAAUUCAUAUAAAUUAUAGUUGAAAAAAAUUGUUACCAGCUCAAGAAAGAAUUUUGUAAUUUUUUUUAAAGCAAGUUUGUAGUAAUAAUUUUUUUCUUGUACCAUUAAUUAAUAUUCAGAAAAAUUUCUAAUAUGAUAAACUGUUGUAUUGGAUAUUACUUGAAUGUUGAUCUCUUUCCAGUGCAAACAAAAAUUGCAAGAUACUUUCUUAAAAUCUUGAAGGUAUCAUUUAUAUAUGCACCAUUUUUGUUCAGGUUAUAAUUUAUGCAUUACAGUCUGCGAUUUCAUAUAAAUGAUAUUUAAGCAAGAUACAGAUUUUAAAACAAUGUAUUCAAUAUGAUGUUUUAAAAGCAUUUAAGCUGAAAAUUUUUAUAUUAUAUUUAAUACUGUCUCAAUCCAAUGUAAAUAUUAUGUUUGAAUGGCUUUUUAGAUACAAUACUCCAGAUGUAUUUAUUUUGUAAGUAUUUGACCAUCGAAAAACUGAAA